This is a messenger RNA of Sycon ciliatum, 1629 nucleotides long. RefSeq lists its product as uncharacterized. The record is from RefSeq and is a predicted model, not a curated record. The transcript has a single exon. The coding region runs from base 1 to 1629 and encodes 542 amino acids. Gene Ontology annotation, molecular function: nucleotide binding; DNA binding; DNA-directed DNA polymerase activity. Lineage: Eukaryota; Metazoa; Porifera; Calcarea; Leucosolenida; Sycettidae. Gene Ontology annotation, biological process: DNA replication.
AUGUAUAACCCAAGCGGCACAUGCACCGACAUGGGCGACUACCAUGAUCUCUACCUGAAGACCGAUGUGCACCUUCUUGCAGAUGUGUUUGAGAAAUUUAGAUGCACUGCAAUGGCCACGUACGAUUUGGACCCGACACACUACUACACCCUGCCUGGAUUCGCGUGGGACGCCCUUCUGAAACAUACAGGAAUCUCGCUCACUCUGCUGGACGACGUGGACAUGCAUCUGUUCGUCGAGCGCGGUCUUCGUGGCGGUGUUACAAUGGCGUCACACCGCCACGCCAGGGCGAACAACAAGUACAUGAGCUCACACGACCCUGAGCAGGCGUCAACAUAUCUUCAAUACCUCGACGCGAACAACCUGUACGGCUGGGCCAUGUCGCAGCACUUGCCGACAUCAAAAUUCCAGUGGUGUGCCGCCAGUGACGAACUCCUGCAGAAGAUCCUCACCCAGCCAGAUGACGCAGACACUGGGUACAUGGUGGAGUGUGAUCUGUCAGUGCCCACAGAGUUCCACGAUCGCCUGAACGACUACCCACCCGCACCGGAGCGUGUAACCAUCACCGAGAGUAUGAUGUCGCCAUACCAGCGCGACUUGAUUGCAGCAGAUCCUGUCUCCGGACUGAGUGCUCCGAAACUGGUCCCGAACCUCAUGCCGAAGCAGCGCUACGUAGCACACUACCGUAACCUCACGCUGUACAGUCGUCUAGGUCUGAGGAUCGAUGCUGUACACCGCGUGCUCAGUUUCCGCCAAGCUCCGUGGAUGAAGCCCUACAUCCAGCUGAACACGGAGCUUCGGAAGAAGGCGAAGAACGAUUUCGAGAAGGACUUCUUCAAAUUAAUGAAUAACGCUGUGUUUGGGAAGACAAUGGAGAAUGUGAGAAGAAGGAUCUCCAUUAGACUGCUGCGUGUGGAAGACGAGGAAGAUACCAUUCUCACAGCUGUGGCUAAGUCCACCUACGUCCGCCAUGCCCUCUUCGACAACGGGCUUGUGGGCGUCGAGAACAGGAAGCUUGCGGUCCACCUCAACAAGCCGGUGUACGUUGGCAUGAGCAUCCUGGAGCUGAGCAAGGAGCUCAUGUACAGAUUUUACUAUGACGAGCUCCAGCCACGCUACGGAGACCGCAUGAGCCUGCUGUACACAGACACGGACUCGCUGGUGCUGCUGUUCCGCACGGAGGACCUCUAUGCGGACAUGAAGAGUAUGGCCGAUCAGUACGACACCAGCAACUUUAGCCCCGACAGUCCUCUGUACAGCGAGAGUAAUAAGAAGGUUGUACAUGUAGGUAAAUUUAAGGACGAGCUCGGAGAGAAGCUCAUGACAGAGUUCGUGGCGCUCAGAUCCAAAAUGUACGCGUACGAUGGCGAGGAGAGUGGUCAGCGUGCAAAGGGCGUCAAGAGAGCGGUGACGAGAAGAUUCACGAUCGCGGACUACCGUCAGUGUCUGGUCGACAGGACGAGGAUGUCACACGCAAUGACCACCCUGCGCAGCCAUUCGCAUCGUAUCUUCACCGAGACGAUGACCAAGUCGUCUUUGUCGCCGUUCGACAGCAAACGAUACAUCCGAACGGACGGUGUCAGCACACUUGCACAUGGGCACCACCGCAUCGCACUGCUGGAUGACUGA